Molecule: messenger RNA, 1302 nt
Organism: Aphanomyces invadans
Lineage: Eukaryota; Oomycota; Saprolegniomycetes; Saprolegniales; Verrucalvaceae
Exons: 1
Coding region: 19-774 (251 amino acids)
Source: RefSeq, a predicted model, not a curated record
CUUGACCUUACUUUCUCCAUGGCCUGCUCAACGACGGGCGUUGUCGCCGUCCUCGUGAUGGCAGCGGCGCUAAUCUUCUCGACGCUGUCCCUUCUUGCUCCAAAUUGGUCCAUGAGCGAGUCUCCAAUGUACCCACUGACUGACGUCAAGUUCUCGACGGGUGUCUGGGGAUACUGUGUGAAUGCCGAGUACAAUACUGGAUCGAACUUGUCGAGCCACGCCGUCGACACGUGCUUCUCCUUUUACUCUGCAGGUCGCAUUGCGCUCAACAGAACAAUGAAUUCCCCGCAUAUUCGCCGGCACAGUGACACCGCUGCUCGACAGUCCGUGUGCGAUGUAUUGCGAUCGUCCACUGAUCCAGUCGAUGAAAACCUCACCUCCUUCGUGUCCGUAACUGGUAUCGACGCUGCAGCAUUCCGCUCGUUCCUUGUGUUGUCAUGCGGCAGCGUUGGGAAGAGUUCGCUAGCGCUGUCACUAAUGUCUGUCUUCUUCGGCAUCGUGGCGUUGUUCGGGUCGAUUGGGCUCGUGGUGUGCUGCCCGCUCAAGUCGUGUCUGGUCAGUUUUACCAAAGCAGCUUCGCUGGGCGCGUCGUUGUGCAGUUUAGUUGCAUUCUCGUGCUGGCUUGCUCAAGCGAGUCCUCUGAACAAGGUCGGCGUGCACCCAGGAAGCUGCUUCGUCGUCGAGAUCCUUGCGUGCGUGACAUUUCUCGGCGCGAACGUGGCCCUGAACCACCACGCAAUAAGCCAUAGCUUGGUGCCCAAGUCAGUCGAGUGAUGUUGCCAUUUUUAUCUCAUGUGUUUUUCCCAUUCGGCUCAAAUUCCACUCAGUAGUGAUACGCCAUUCACUUGAUCGCUUGAUACCACAAAACUGCCCCAUCUACUGGCUAUCGUCGUCAGCAUCGCCGGACAACGGACCGGCUGGAACGUUGACUUCGUCCACAACAUCAUGCACCUUUGCCGUCGUCGAUCGAGUCAUGUACAAUCGUGUCGUGUUGAAAAGCGCCGACAUCGGCAAUUGGGUCGAUUUAAACCUCGAAGCCGUCCAUCUCACUACUGUCGGUUGGGUCCACACCGUCGGGAAAAGGAUCGACUUGAACGUCGCCAUCUUUUCCAACUAGGACUUGCUUCUCAUCGUCGUCUUCAUUGUCGAAUGUUGGGUCCCCUUGAAAGCCGUCAUCAACGAUGGCAUCAAUCUCUGCAUCGCCAUCCAUGGGCUCAAACUCCGAGGUAACUACUUGAUCAGUCUGGGCCGUCGGGGUGCUCUCAAGUACAGCGCCACUGUUGAAGAGAUCGUCUUCCUCGU